AUGUUCUCUCACUGCAUUGUUGUCCUGCUGGCAGCUACCACAGCAGUAGCCAAAACACCAGAUGGAUUCAGCCCACCCUCUGAUAAAGACCUCGUGGUCGAGUACAACGGCGUUACGCCACUCAACGGCGUGUCCGUGAGCAAGCGUGUAACCGCCACCCAACCACGCAUCGGCACCCUCGAACCCCUCAACGGCACCUCCUACGCCGUGAUCAUGAUCGACCUCGACAUCCCCACUAACAACCCCCCCGAAACCAGCACCCUCCUGCACUGGCUGCAAACCGACCUCGUCCCGGCCCCGGCCGCGACCCUCCUCAACACCACCUCGGGCACCGCCAUCCGCGCAUUCCUCCUCCAAAACCGCACCGACGCCAACACCGGCGCCGAAACCGCCCGCGCCGUGCUGGCACCCUAUAUUGGGCCCAGCCCGCCGGCGCGGGUGCCGUUGAGUCAUAGGUACACGCAGAUUCUUGUUGAUACGAGUGACCUUACGGCGGGGGGGAGUGAGGCGCUGCGUGCGGCUGUCACCGGUACGGCGCAGCGUCGCGGGUUCGACGCGCCGGCGGUGUUGAAGGCGGCCGGGCUGGAGAACAAGGUGGUCGCGGGCAACUCGUUUAAUGUGACGAAUGCGGGGCCGGCGUCGGGAGCUGGAGGAGCGAACAGGACAGCGCCGGGUGGCACGAACGGGGCGGGCCCCACGCAGGUGGUGGUCCCUGGGGCUGGGUCCCGGGUGUGGCCGGGGAGUGUGGUGAUGGCUGGGUUGGUGGGAGUUGGGAUGGUGGCGUUGGGGUUGUGA
Dichotomopilus funicola is the source of this 795-nucleotide messenger RNA. RefSeq names its product CEN-like protein 1. The coding region runs from base 1 to 795 and encodes 264 amino acids. Gene Ontology annotation, molecular function: peptidase inhibitor activity; phospholipid binding. Gene Ontology annotation, biological process: regulation of Ras protein signal transduction; regulation of proteolysis. The record is from RefSeq and is a predicted model, not a curated record. The transcript has 3 exons. Lineage: Eukaryota; Fungi; Ascomycota; Sordariomycetes; Sordariales; Chaetomiaceae.